AUGCCAUGCAAACCUACCGAUUCACUAUAUAAAGCAACCUCCUACUCCUUAUCGAUCAUCACAACAAGUAGAAAAAAGAUAAAAGAAACCACAAAUACAAUGGCAAAACUUGCGAUCCUUGCACUCGCCUUCACGGCGAUCGUAGCAUUCGCUGAGGUCUCCGCCUACACAACAACCACCAUUACCACGAUAAUGGAGGACGUGCCAAGUCGCUCACAGUCGCAGUCACAAGGGCAAUGUCGCCGCCGAAUUCAGGGCCAGCAGGUGAGCCACUGCCAGAUGCACAUCACCGAGGGAUCCUCUUCCGAGGGUGAUCUGAUCAGCAUGCCAGUGGUAAGGCCGAAGCAACAGGAACCACACCUUCAACUAUGCUGCCAGCAGCUCCGGAACGUGGAGGAGGAGUGCCAGUGUGAGGCGAUCAACGAGGCUUUUGAAGAAGCACAAAAGAAGCAGCAGCAGCAGCAGCAACAAGGUGGACGACGUGGAGGGCAAGGACAGCAAGGUAGAGGACAGUUGGUGCAACAAAUGUUGAGGAGGGCUGAGCAGAUACCCGAUCAAUGCAACUUGCAAAUCCAGCAGUGCCGAAUCCAGCAGGGCCGAUGGUUCUAA
Lactuca saligna is the source of this 609-nucleotide messenger RNA. Lineage: Eukaryota; Viridiplantae; Streptophyta; Magnoliopsida; Asterales; Asteraceae. The record is from the annotation of a GenBank genome assembly.